Messenger RNA from Xenopus tropicalis (tropical clawed frog), 2508 nucleotides. RefSeq names its product glutamic acid-rich protein-like. The record is from RefSeq and is a predicted model, not a curated record. The transcript has 4 exons. Bases 1 to 285 code for a protein of 94 amino acids. Lineage: Eukaryota; Metazoa; Chordata; Amphibia; Anura; Pipidae.
AUGCAGGGAGCACAAAUUAAAUCUAAAUCCUUUUCUGUCCUGCAGAAGAGGCAUAAACUGUCCAAAAUAAGGAAGAAGAAAGAAAAGAAGAAGAAGCAGCAGCAGCAGCAAGAGGAGUCCAAGCCUGUACAAAUAUCCAAGUUUCUAAAAGAUAAAAAGAAGAAUGAGAACUAUAGUAUGAUAACUGGAAAAAAGAUAAAGAUGAAAGUGAAGAAGAGCAAAGAAGAUAAGGAGAGAGAUAGAAAUCGGGCUAAACUUCUGGAGUUCCUGAACUCGUCUAUGUAACUGACAGACCCUCUAGUCACCUGUACAUUUUUAAUAAACAAGGUUUUUUUUUGUUAUUUUCAUGCAUUUAAAAAUGGAAGCCUUCACAAAAAAAGGAUUCUGCUGAAUUAAAUGGCCACUCCAAGCAGCAGGUAAUCUUCCAAAUGUCACAACUUGCCACUUUGGCUGCUCCUUCUUGCUCAGGUGGGGUGGUUUGGCAUGGAGUUUGCUUUUAUGAUUUUUGUUGCAGAAUGCAUAUUGUGAUUGGUUACUUAGUAAAGGCUGCUUGCAAGGCUCUGUUACAUCAGCCAUUCUCUGCAUGGAUCUUUGAGCCAAAUGAUCGACUAUGGGAAGAGCAGCCAAGAGCCGACAGUUUUUUGUUUCUUUGGGAGCAAUUGGUCACAAUCGGAGCCCCUUUCCUCACAAUGACACAUUGAUAGUGUAACAUAUACUCUAAAACAGUGUUUCUUAAAGGGGUUGUUUACUUUUACAUUAACUUUUAGUAUGAGUAGACUGUGCUGUUCUGAGACAAUUGCCAAUUUGUGUAAAUUUUUCAUUUUUUAUGUUAACGAAUUAGGUUUUUGGUUCCAGUUUGAAAUGUCAGUAGCUAUCCGGUUGCUGUAGUCCAGUUUACCAUAGAAACCAGACAGUGGUUUGAAUGAGACUGGAAGAUACAUAGAGGGUCUGUAUAGACAGACAAGUAAUAAAAGUAACAAUAAAACGAUUUCUCGGAGAGAAAGUGGCUCCAUGUGUCAAGCCAGAAAGAGACAAAAGAGCAAAUAGUAUAAAAAAUAAAGACAUGGAAAAGUUGCUAAGAAUAUAACAUUGUAUAAUAUGCUGAAAGGUAAGUUAAAGGUGAACUAUCCCUACCUUUUUUUUUUUUUGACAAGUUGUGGGAUCAGCUUUGCAACCAGAAAUGCACCUCGUUUCAAUAAUUUAUGUUCAUUUGGAGAAAGACAUUUCACAAUAUAUUAUGCCUCAAAUGCAGCCUCUAUGUUUAGCCCCAGGCAUAUUCCUAAAGCUGUGCUGCCCCUCCAUCUUACAUGCAGUUGCCAGGCAGCCCUCACUGCAUUUAGACUUGUGCAUAUACAGUAUACUCCAGUUGUCUGGAUUUAAUAAAUUGUGCAAAUCAGUCAACCCCCCCCCCCCCCCCAUUGAAUUCAGCUUUCUUUGUCCCAUAACUUUCAUUCAUUUUACUUUAUUUUUAAUGUUUGUGUAUCUAGAGAAAUUGCCUAAAUGUGCUUGAAGGAACAAUGGUGAUUUCUGUGAAAAUGUAUUUAAUGUCCUAAAUAUUUCUGAGCUAUGGCUGAUAAAGUAAUGUUUCCAUAUAUCUGUAACCAUGUUAUGGGCUUGAUGCAUAAGUCCACAAAGCGCUGCUUUAACAGAAGAUAUUGCAACAGACCUAUCAAUCAAAGUCAGGGAUCAUUUCUAUUCCCCAUAUUAUGAAACUGCAAAACACUGUUGUAUGUGACGCAUCAGCCAACUAUAACUCUCAGACUCUGCUGCCAGCCAGAGCCUUGCCGAGCUCUCCUAUAUCCAUCUCCUGCCAGCCAGAGCCUUGCUGGGCCCUCCUAUAUCCAUCUCCUGCCAGCCAGAGCCUUGCUGGGCCCUCCUAUAUCCAUCUCCUGCCCGCCAGAGCCUUGCUGGGCCCUCCUAUAUCCAUCUCCUGUCAGCCAGAGCCUUGCUGGGCCCUCCUAUAUCCAUCUCCUGCCCGCCAGAGCCUUGCUGGGCCCUCCUAUAUCCAUCUCCUGUCAGCCAGAGCCUUGCUGGGCCCUCCUAUAUCCAUCUCCUGCCCGCCAGAGCCUUGCUGGGCCCUCCUAUAUCCAUCUCCUGUCAGCCAGAGCCUUGCUGGGCCCUCCUAUAUCCAUCUCCUGUCAGCCAGAGCCUUGCUGGGCCCUCCUAUAUCCAUCUCCUGCCAGCCAGAGCCUUGCUUAACCACCCCCAUAUCUAUCUGCUUCCAGCCUGAGGAGCCUUGCUAGCCCCCCUGUAUCCAUCUGGUUCCAGCCAAAAUGAUAAUAGCAUUAUAUCAUUUUAUGACAGCAACUUGUCCAUUUAUAUAUCUGUAUGUUAAAAAUGAUAAAUCCUGCGAUGAGGAAAAGGAGUGACAGCAAAUAGAUCCUUUUCCUCAUUGCAGGAUUAAUAGUUCUCUUGAUUUGUUGUUUUGUUGUCCCAUGUCUUUCGGAUGAUUGUGAGGUUCAUUUGUAUAUAUUUUGUAUUUUCAUUAAAAAAACAAUCAUAUUUCUA